Ambispora leptoticha is the source of this 2151-nucleotide messenger RNA. The record is from the annotation of a GenBank genome assembly. Lineage: Eukaryota; Fungi; Glomeromycota; Glomeromycetes; Archaeosporales; Ambisporaceae.
AUGGGAUGUUGGAACGAGAGUAUAUCAAAUAUGAGACGGAAGCAAUGCUGUUAUCAAGUGGUGUAUGACUUGUUACCUGGCGCAUUGUAUCAAGUAAAUGUGAGCGGUACAAGUUCAGCAGGCUCCGACUCUUACAGUGCACUCGUCCAAUUCCCCCCGGAAUACAUGAUUCAAGGGGAUCCAACGUCACCAUUUGCCACCAUCAAAUGCGACAAACAAGGACAGAACGGGUAUGACUGUGAGACGCAAGGUAACGAUCGAUUCUUCGCCGAAUUCACGCUAACGAUUCCCGGAACCGGCGCACCCACGGCUGCGAAUCAAUCACCGCAAAUGGUCAGUCCCAAUGUCAGCCUGACGUUAUUCGGUCAGGCUUGUACACAGAAACAGUUCUGUUCCGAUCUGGUGGCCGCAUCCAAAAACGGGGAUACCGUGUCAUUAGGAUUCUUGGGCAGGUGGCCGAAAUACGUGGUGAUCAUUGUGGGAACAUUGGCGGGCAUUUUGUUGCUUGGUGCAUUCUAUUAUUUAUGGAAACGACAUAAUCCUAACGACAAGCAUGCUGACCGCUCAGAUGUCGCGGACAUCCUUAAUCGACAUCAUGGUAGCAGGGGCGGGGUUGGUGCUGAUCCUCAUAAUAUGAGUGAAAGAAGAACCACUUUAUUGGGUCCGUUGAAAUAUGAUAAUAAAUUGGCGCUGGUUAAUGAACAAUCAUUGAUAUCGAAAAUACCAGGAACAGUUCAUAGAACACCCGUCAUGGAUAAGGAAAAAAGUCCUCGGGGAUUAUUUGAUAGGACGAAAAGUAAAUCAUACGGAAAAGAAAGAACGAAAAAUAAGAAGAACACCUAUGAUGGUGGUAACGUAGCCAUCGAGGUUUAUGAUGAAAAAACGCACGGAAAAGAUCUUGGCUCCGGACUAUCGGGAAGUCAAAUACCGAUGACAUCCCUCGUGUUAGACGUCGAAGAUAGUAUAUCGGACGUGUCUACGGAUGCGGAUAAUAACAAUAACUUCAUGCCUAAUACUCGUGCUGCAGAUGUCAAAACUUCUCGUGUUAUUAAUGAUCUAGCUUAUAAAGGAACGUCGAAAUCUUAUGAACCACCGAAAGAUAGGGAUCGAGAUAGACGUGAGGAACGAGAGCGCGAGAGACGUGAAGAAAGGGAUAGAAGAGAUGAAAGGGAACGAGAUAGGGAAAAGCGGGAUGAUCGUGAGCGAGGUUAUAGUCACGAUUCGAAAACACUUGCAAGAGCGGCAACCACCUCUGGUGUAAAAUCUUCAAGAGGGGAUAGAGAUUAUCGAGAUUCACGUCCACAUAUGCGAACGCAAAACCUGGAUGACCAAAGGGAAGGUCGAAGAGGAGGAGAGGAACGAAAUAAAUCACGGAAAAAUCGAUCGACAUCUAGAACUCGUGGUGGUGGUGAUAAUAAUAACACAUCGUCAAGUCGGGAUCAUAAAACGAACAAGAAAAAAACAACUGCUGAAUUGAUAAUGGAAAGUGCGAAUACCACCUCAUUAUCAGAAUUAAUUCGGUCGAAAUCGGCAAAGACUGAAAAAGAAAAAUCAUCUUCCUCGAAUAACCAUAACCAUAAUAAUAGCGCGAGUCAGGGUAGACAUACAAGUCGACCAAACACAAUAUUAUCAUCACCUUCAACUAAACGACCAAAGAAACCUGUGAAGAAGGUAUCAAGUGAUGAAGGUUCUUCAGGAACAGAAUCAUCGGAUAGUGAUAAUUCAUCUGAUCAACCAUUAAGUGAUCGAUUACCACUAGCGAUGAUUGCAUCCCCUGUUGCCUCAGCGAAGGCACCACAAUCACCGAAGAAUCCCAAAACCACGAAAUCAAGAGGUGGUAGUGGCAAUAUAACAGUUAACAAAUUUACAAAUCAGUCAACUUCGUUGAAACCUCCCGAGGUCAUAGUAUCACAGAAUGAUAGUGAAGACAGUAGCAAUGGUGGUGGUGGGUAUUAUGAAUCAAUCUUGAAUGAUGUCUUGAACGUUGGUGAUUUCACCGGUUCAGAAAUUAGUAAUGGAAGUGAGGAGAUUCCGAUUGGACGACGAUUACAGACUUUACGUGAUGAGAAGAAAAAAGGUUUUGGUGGGGGUAAAGGUAGUGCUAGUGAAGAUGAUGAGGUUCCUAUUGGAUUGCGAAUGGGAUAUUCUUAA